Baudoinia panamericana UAMH 10762 is the source of this 1476-nucleotide messenger RNA. RefSeq lists its product as uncharacterized. The coding region runs from base 1 to 1476 and encodes 491 amino acids. The transcript has a single exon. The record is from RefSeq and is a predicted model, not a curated record. Gene Ontology annotation, molecular function: flavin adenine dinucleotide binding; squalene monooxygenase activity. Lineage: Eukaryota; Fungi; Ascomycota; Dothideomycetes; Mycosphaerellales; Teratosphaeriaceae. Gene Ontology annotation, cellular component: membrane; endoplasmic reticulum. Gene Ontology annotation, biological process: ergosterol biosynthetic process.
AUGCCUAUAGCGGAGCGACGCGCGAAAGCAGAGCAGCGCCGGAGCCUUUACCACGAAGCGGAUGUUGUCAUCGUUGGCGCCGGCAUACUGGGUUGUGCGGUUGCUGUCGCCCUUGGGAACCAAGGUCGUAGUGUUAUACUGCUCGAGAAGUCUCUCCGAGAGCCCGAUCGGAUAGUUGGCGAGCUACUCCAGCCCGGCGGCGUGGCAGCGCUCGAAAAGCUUGGGUUGCGAGAUUGCUUGGAAGAGAUUGAUGCGGUCAAAGUUUUCGGCUACGAUGUCAUCUACUAUGGAGAGGAGGUCCGCAUAUCGUAUCCGGGGAACGCUAGGGAGGACGGUGAGGAGCCUGUCCAGAAGUCGCAAACGGACGAGAUGAGAGGCACCAAGCGCAAACGCCCCGAAGGCCGCUCGUUCCACCAUGGCCGCUUCAUUCAAAGGCUUCGACAAAGAGCCAUGGAGACUCCGAACGUUACCGUCGUUGAGGCUGCGGCGACAGAGCUUGUACGCUGCGGCUUCACUGACCGUAUUGUCGGGGUUGAGGCUACCGUGAGUGGCCGUGAGGAUGCCUUCUUCGGCGACCUUACCAUUAUUGCAGACGGCUAUGCCAGCAAGUUCCGUAAAGAGUUCAGGAAGGACCUGCCGGUCGCGAAAUCGAAGUUUUGGGGUCUGGAACUCAUCGACGCCAAGCUACCCAUGCCCAAUCACGGCCACGUGAUACUAGGGGAUGGGGCACCGGUGCUGCUGUACCAGAUCGGGACACAUGAGACGAGAGCUUUGAUCGAUAUACCACAGAACCUGCCUUCCGCGGCGGUCGAGGCCGGAGGCGUGAAAGGUCACCUCAAGAAGGUAGUAUUACCUUCCCUACCCGCAGAAGUCAGGCCGUCUUUCGAGGCCGCCAUUGACCGCGACCGAUUACGCUCGAUGCCGAACUCGUGGCUACCACCCACCACCAACAAAUCAUCAGGUUUAAUACUGCUCGGCGACGCGAUGAACAUGCGCCAUCCACUUACUGGUGGCGGGAUGACGGUCGCCUUCAACGAUGCAGUACUCCUUUCCGAACUACUCAGCCCAGAAAGUGUACCAGAUCUGGCGGAUGCCCACGCAGUGCUGAAGAAGAUGCGCGUCUUCCACUGGCGACGGAAAGGCCUUACCAGCGUCAUCAACAUAUUGGCGCAAGCGCUGUACUCGCUAUUUGCGGCAGACGAUGCGCAGCUGAAGGCUCUGCAGAUGGGUUGUUUCCAUUACUUCAAGCUUGGUGGCAAUUGCAUCGACGGUCCGGUAGGAUUGCUCGCCGGCAUCAUUCGCCGCCCGUUUGUGCUCUUCUACCACUUCUUCGCAGUGGCGCUAUACGCCAUGUGGAUCUAUGUAACGUCUGCGAGCUUGGCCAUCAUGCCGUUGCGGCUGCUCGGCAGCGCUGGCGUGUUCUGGAAAGCCUGUGUUGUCAUCAUGCCAUACAUUUUCUCUGAGCUGCAAAGCUAG